Messenger RNA from Aspergillus puulaauensis, 1656 nucleotides. It is a transcript of the gene wetA, whose product is annotated as developmental regulatory protein WetA. The record is from RefSeq and is a predicted model, not a curated record. Bases 1 to 1656 code for a protein of 551 amino acids. The transcript has a single exon. NCBI's taxonomy places the organism in Eukaryota, Fungi, Ascomycota, Eurotiomycetes, Eurotiales, Aspergillaceae.
AUGUUCGCUCAACCAUUUGAUCAUUCAUUCAAUGAUUUGUUCAGUCAGUACGUCAACAUGGAUACGUCAAGCACGGACGCCAACAAAGAUGUUCCGUUUCCCAGCGAAUUCGACCAGCUGUUCCCACUUGACUCAUUCUCAACCGACUGUGGCAACCAGUCUCCCAUUGUUUCCGGCACACAGCACACCCAUCAGUCAGCACAGGACUGGGGCAAGGACCUUUGGUCUCUAUCGCAAAAUACUGGCUGUUCUACGGACCAAGACAACCUCGCUUUUCAGAAUCACACCCAAGAACCGGGCGUCCUAGAUUUAAACGCUGACGCCCCUUCAACUGGACAUUCUCGCACUUCUGUACCCCGCUCGACACCCUCUACUCCUCCUGCCACUCCUGGGUCCAAAGCCAAGGGAGGUCUAGUGACCCCAAAGACUAUCCGGCGGCACCGAGACUCUAAUGAUCGCCGCGGUUUACUGCGCAAACAAAGCUUCUCCCCGAGCUUGAUGCGCUCUUCCCUUCAAAAAGGCAGUGGUAGGAUGACUUAUCCUGAAGGCUGGACUCAGAAACUGCAAAAUUUUGCCCUCCGCAACUCGGAUGAGUGCUUUCCAUUAUCGCCACCUCCAUCCGACAUCCUUGUUCAACAAGAAAACUUCUCUAAGCACGCACCUGCGCAAAUGAAUCCCCCAUCGGAAGGAUUUCGAGGGUCGACAGAGCUGCCGCAGCAGCAGUUUGAUUCUGGCUAUAUAACUCAGUCCCCUGCUAUCCCUGUGCCUUCGCCAUCUGCGAACACUUUAACAGGUCAGCAGCAGAAGUAUUUAAGCCAGACAAAUACAUCUGCAUUAACCCCAAGCCCUCCAUCGGCCAGUGACUUCUUCUCAUCGCCACAUUCCUCAGAUCCUCAAUCGAUGUCUUCGUGGAAUUCCGAUUCCCUUGCUACAUCAGCAUUCCAAUUCACCCCCGAACUCCAGGGCAACGAUCCUCAGACAUGGUGGUCGCCUAUGCAUUCUGAGGUGGCACAACGCCAAACUUCGUAUCAGCAGAUGAUUGCAUCUCCGGCCCCGCAACGGCCGAUUCAAGCAUCUGCCAACCACAAUGAUCUCCUGCAAGGGGGUCUUAUGAUCCAAAUGGAUCCUACGUCCUUUGAUAUACCCUCUUCUUUCCCUCCCUCUACAAUACCAUCCACCACAGCCACUCAGGAUGAUCACUCCUACAGCCUCGAUGGGCAUAUCCCCCAAAAAUAUGUUGACUCGACCUCCUUCACCACGCCGAUCAUCCCCAAUCCAUCAAGGUCGCCCUCGGUAUCCCCUAAAACGAAUUCCUCGCCGAAGAACAGGAAUGGAAUGGUGAUGAAGAAUACUCCCCGCCGCCCUCAUGGCCGGAAGCUGUCCGGUCAAUCCCCUGGACCUCGGCCAGCCAGAGCCCCUAACGGUCUAUCUACGAGCCCGAAGGGCAACAAAUCAGUCACGGUGUCAUUCGUCAACUUCACGGCCAAUGACAGCAAAAGGAUCCUUACCGGGGUCGCCCCAAGCGGCAGCUCCAAGACAAAGGCAAGAAGAGAGCAGGAAGCCCGCGAUCGACGCCGCAAGCUCAGUGAGGCUGCGCUGCAGGCGGUGCGAAGAGCGGGCGGAGACGUUGAAGCUCUCGAAGCUGUGUUUUGCUAA